AUGCUCAGGAAGUUGGCGGUGGCGGCAACGGUCGAGGGUUACAUAAUGGUUGCGUUUCCAGCUGAGGCGAAACGGUGGUGUUUGAUGCGCAACAGCAAUAUCUGCAUCGUUGCGUGUGUGCUGUGUGCCGUGGCAUUGCAAGUCUACUACCUGCUUUGCCGUAAGGUGGAGGCGGUGGUGUGUUCAGACGACACGUUCUACUAUUUGCUGGCGAUCGGCGACCAGGCGUACGAAAUGUCCUACUACUGGGCGCAGUCACUGUCCACACUGCUCGUACCGAUGUUCACCAUGAUCACGCUCACUCUCAUGAUCUAUUACCUGCUGUUUUGGGCGAGACCAACGUUCCAGCAAAGCAGCGAGCAGAAGUUGUGCGUGGCGAGACCAAGUUUAGCGACCACGGCUUGCCAUUUGAUUUUCGAGAUGCCUCACGUAGCCAACUUCAUGAUACUAUCCAUCGACGAGGCGGUCGUAUACCAGUGGCGAAAAAGUUCCACGUGGCAGACGUUUGCCGCCACCGCCAACUAAUA
Molecule: messenger RNA, 527 nt
Organism: Soboliphyme baturini
Lineage: Eukaryota; Metazoa; Nematoda; Enoplea; Dioctophymatida; Soboliphymatidae
Source: the annotation of a GenBank genome assembly